CGACCUCUCUCUUUUGAAACUUCUAUUCUGCUAUCUCGACCAGUCCGCCCAUCGACAACCCGACUUCAUUCUUUCAGUCUACGACAUCUCGACUGAGAGCCAGACAAGAUGAAGUUGAACAUCUCCUACCCGGCUAACGGCAGCCAAAAGCUGAUCGACAUCGAAGAUGAGCGCAAGCUCCGUGUCUUCAUGGAGAAGCGUAUGGGCGCUGAGGUCCCUGCCGACUCCCUCGGAGACGAGUGGAAGGGCUACAUCUUCCGCAUCACCGGCGGUAACGACAAGCAGGGUUUCCCUAUGAAGCAGGGUGUCAUGCAGCCUACCCGUGUCCGCCUCCUGCUCUCCGACGGCCACUCCUGCUACCGACCCCGCCGCACCGGCGAGCGCAAGCGCAAGUCCGUCCGUGGUUGCAUCGUCGGCAUGGACCUGUCCGUCCUUGCUCUAGCCAUCGUCAAGCAGGGCGAGCAGGACAUCCCCGGCCUGACCGACGUCGUCCACCCCAAGCGUCUCGGCCCCAAGCGUGCCACCAAGAUCCGAAAGUUCUUCGGCCUCACCAAGGAAGACGAUGUCCGCAAGUACGUUAUCCGUCGCGAGGUCCAGCCUAAGAAGGAGGGCGCCAAGCCCUACACCAAGGCCCCCAAGAUCCAGCGCCUGGUCACCCCCCAGCGUCUCCAGCACAAGCGCCACAGGAUCGCGCUCAAGCGCCGCCAGGCCGAGAAGGUCAAGGACGAGGCCGCCGAGUACUCCCAGAUCCUCGCCAAGCGUGUCGCCGAGGCCAAGGCCCACAAGAUCGAGAACCGCAAGCGCCGUGCCUCUUCGCACAAGGCUUAAAAAGUUUGGCGUCACUCGAGGAUGGCUUCUUUUAUACGGAUGGGUUACGGAUCGGGCAUCUGAGGGUUUCCAUUUGGCCAAGAACGGGAUUGUAUUCAUGGCAUACUAAAAAUGGACGAGACUUCAGAAACCUGCUCAAUGAUUGAUUUGAUACCUUGGUAUUUUAACGGCGUCGGCGCACGUGAUGAAAAUGAAAACCAUGGUCUGAUGAUCGUGCUGCGAUCGAGCUGUGUCGACCUCCCAGGAGGUGUUGUUCAUCAGGAUACGAAUGUGUUGGCUGUUCCCGUUCUCUCGGGAUAGCCUGUCUAGCCCAAGGUGUCUCCAAUGUCAAUAUCCCCCCGCCGUUAAAUGCAUGACCUCGUUCCAAGCUUGACUGUCGGUCACAUUACCCCCUAGUCAUUAUGCCUCCCAAGGCGGUGCCAAUAUCAGAUAUGAUAUCCGCUAGACAUGGAUGUGCUUGAAUGUCUUCAAAGCUGUGCAGAGAGCGUCAACUCGUGGUGGCACGGGCCGAAUGGUUUAGUUCUGGUGACCCCGAGAAUCCAUCCCACCACUGCCAGUCUUCUCGCUUUGUUCUACAAUUUUUUCGAUCCUCCCCAUGCGACAUAGCCAUGAAACCGGAGAUCAUUGCGGGAAAAUCAUCGUCGAACACAUAACCCCGACGAUAGUCCUCUUGUCACAGCAAGGAGAGGCUGUUCAAGCGCAGGACAGCCGUGUACUUGAACGAGGCUCAUUCCUCGCGAGUGCCUUUAUCUACCCCGUGCCGGAUAGAAGUUGCAUCUUGUCACCAGGACAUCCCGAUUCCUGGGCCAUGGUACAUACUUGGACCGUCUUAUGUCCAAAAGGGUGUUGUAAGUGUGUCUUGUGUAGUAAAGGUCACAGUCUCUGCGUUUUUGUCCUAUCUCUCGUAUCUUGGAAAUCACACAGAACAGAGAUCACUUAAUCCAGUGUGAUCUAUA
Molecule: messenger RNA, 1784 nt
Organism: Diaporthe batatas
Lineage: Eukaryota; Fungi; Ascomycota; Sordariomycetes; Diaporthales; Diaporthaceae
Exons: 5
Coding region: 109-828 (239 amino acids)
Biological process (GO): translation
Cellular component (GO): ribosome
Molecular function (GO): structural constituent of ribosome
Source: RefSeq, a predicted model, not a curated record